GAGGGGGGGUGGGGGGCAACCUCAGGCAGGUGGGGCGCGAAAGCGAUGAAUGUUCGGCUCUUCCUCCUCCUCCCCUUGGACCCGCUCUCCGCCUCCCGCUCCAACGCCCGGAUGAUCUGAGUCUCGAGGGCUCCGAGAGCCGGGGGCCCGGACUCAGCCCGGCUCCUCCCCUCGGCCCCCUCCCCGGCCUGCCCUGGCCAGCUGCCGCCGCGGUGACCCCCUUCCCGCCCCCUGGCCGGCCGCCGUCGCCGCCUUCGCCUCGGUGGACCUAGGACCUGCCCGCCGGCGGCUGCUCCGGACCUAGAGGAUCAAGACAUAAUGGGAGCAUUUUUAGACAAGCCAAAGAUGGAAAAACAUAAUGCGCAGGGGCAGGGUAAUGGGUUGCGCUAUGGGCUAAGCAGCAUGCAAGGUUGGCGAGUUGAAAUGGAGGAUGCACAUACAGCUGUGAUUGGUUUGCCAAGUGGACUUGAAACUUGGUCAUUUUUUGCUGUGUAUGAUGGGCAUGCUGGUUCUCAGGUUGCCAAAUACUGCUGUGAGCAUUUGUUAGACCACAUCACCAAUAACCAGGAUUUUAAAGGGUCUGCAGGAGCACCUUCUGUGGAAAACGUAAAGAAUGGAAUCAGAACAGGCUUUCUGGAGAUUGAUGAACACAUGAGAGUUAUGUCAGAGAAGAAACAUGGUGCAGAUAGAAGUGGGUCAACAGCUGUGGGUGUCUUAAUUUCUCCUCAACAUACUUACUUCAUUAACUGUGGAGACUCAAGAGGUUUACUUUGUAGGAACAGGAAAGUUCACUUCUUCACACAAGAUCACAAACCAAGUAAUCCGCUGGAAAAAGAACGAAUUCAGAAUGCAGGUGGUUCUGUAAUGAUUCAGCGUGUGAAUGGUUCUCUGGCUGUAUCGAGAGCCCUUGGGGACUUUGAUUACAAAUGUGUCCAUGGGAAGGGUCCUACAGAGCAGCUUGUCUCACCAGAGCCUGAAGUCCAUGAUAUUGAAAGAUCUGAAGAAGAUGAUCAGUUCAUUAUCCUUGCAUGCGAUGGUAUUUGGGAUGUUAUGGGAAAUGAAGAGCUCUGUGAUUUUGUAAGAUCCAGACUUGAAGUCACUGAUGACCUUGAGAAAGUUUGCAAUGAAGUAGUCGACACCUGUUUGUAUAAGGUAGCUAGACAUUUUUUUAAGAUGAAAUGAUUUUAUGUUAUCAUAAUUCCUAUAGUAAUUAAUCAUCUUAGAACAUUCAUUCUCAGAAAUAAGUUUUUGCAUAAUUGCAGGAUACUCUUUACCAGUUAUGAAAAUAUAAGAACAUCUUUUAGAAAUACCCAAUUUGCAUUACCCAAACAUGCAGGAGUUAUAAUCAAAAUGUUUAGUUUUUUUAUUAACCAUGAUUAUGUGAGCCUUUAACAUUGCAGAAAAUUAUCAAAGGUAAAGAUAUUAUAUCAGAAUGCUUGCUUUAGAAGAAAAAGGAUGGGAAAGAUUAGGCCUCAGUGUCUAGAGGUGAAAAGCAUAUUAGAAUUUUAAAAUUUUUACCAUGUGGUGCAGUAGUGAUUGGGAGUGCUUUGAGGCUAUGGUCCAAUGAAUAUAGCACCAACAAAGAGAAUUUAAUGAUCAUUUGUUGUGAUGUAAUACAAAUAGCUUCAGACAUGGAGUCAGAAGAAACUUAGUAAUGAGACUGUAUGACUUCAGGUAAAUUAUUUAAAUGAUCUGGAAAAUAUUUAAUUGUAAAAAAGGUAAGAGAUACUAUUACCAUGUCUCAUGGGGUUGUUGGGAGUGAUCAGAUGGGAUUGUGCAUAUAGAUGAGCCAGCUCAGCCUCUUUAUUUUACAGGUGAGGAAGUCAGACAGACCUUAAAUCAAGGCUUACUUCUGUUAACUCUUACAGUCUACAGUCUUGAACAAAUUGUUUAACCUGUCAGCUAUUGAAUGGAGAUAACAGUAUCCAACUCAUAGGACUGUUGAGGAAUUAAUGAGCUAACGUCUACAUAUGAAGUGCCUAGUUUGGCAAAUAGCAUGUACUUGAUACAUACUGCUCCCUAUCCUAAAGAAGUUUAAAAUAACUUCUAUAGAAUUAUACAUUUUACUUCUUCUGUAGCAGCACUAAGACUAGAAACUAAACCCUUAGGUUCAGUGUUCUUUUUACCACACUGUUCUGUUUUGUCAGUAAUGCUCAUUAAUUAAAUCUUCGAAUUUUUUCUAAACAGUUGUUGAUUUUAUAACUUUUCUGAGGUUAUUAUGUGACCUUUAGCAUGUAGAUAUAGAAAGUCAAUAUAAUAUUAUUUGUAGCUUUAUAUGCACACUGCCAGCUCUACUUAAAAUCUUAAUUAAAAUCUGAUCAUACUUAGAAAUCAGGCUUAUGUAACAUCCAACACAAAUCGAGUUUAUGUAAUAUCCA
This is a messenger RNA of Manis javanica (Malayan pangolin), 2378 nucleotides long. Lineage: Eukaryota; Metazoa; Chordata; Mammalia; Pholidota; Manidae. The record is from RefSeq and is a predicted model, not a curated record.